AUGAAUCAAUUCUCAGAUGGAAUUCCAAGAGGAAUUGGAGGAUUGGAAAAUCUGGCGCAGCUUUAUUUGAGACACAACAAGUUGCAUGGCUCUAUACUGGACUCAAUGAGAAACAUGGUAUCGAAGUUUGACUGUUUGACACUCUAUCUUUCGAUGUAUUUCAAUGUUUAUACCAACAAAUUAGUCCUGCCAUGCCCUACUUCAUCACAGCACAUAGUAAACAGGAAAAAGGUGAUAGGUCUUUUACUUUUACUGGGAAUUGCACUUUUAUUUGUCCCUAUCACUUUUGUCUUUGUAUGGAUAAGGUAUAGAAGAGAUAAGCGAGCUCCUCCACAAGCUGAGUCAUUGUCUACCGUAACAAGAGAAAGAAUUUCAAACUAUGAAUUGCUCCAAGAAACUGAUGGGCUUUGCGAGAGUAAUCUGAUUGGUUUAGGAAGUUUUGGCUCUGUUUACCAAGGAAUUCUCAUAAGUAGAACUGCCAUUCCAAUGAAAGUGUUCAAUCUACAACUAAAUGCGUCAUUCAAGAGCUUUGAUAUGAAUUGUGAACUUCUGCGCAGCCUUCACCACAGGAAUCUUGUAAAAGUAAUCACUAGUAGUUCCAACCUUGAUUUUAAGGAUUUAGUGCUCGAGUAUUUGCCAAGUAGAAGUCUUAAUAAGUAUUUGUAUUCAGAAAACUACUUCCUCGACAUCAGGAAGAGGCUAAGCAUAAUGAUAGAUGUGGCAUGUACAUUGGAAUAUCUCCAUGGGUGUUCGUCUGCUGUGAUUCACAGUGAUCUGAAGCCUGGUAAUGUCUUGCUGGAUGAGGAUAUGGUUGCCCACCUAACCCAUUUUUUCAUUUCAAAACUACUUGGUGAGGAUGAAAGUGAUUCAUACACCAAGACUUUAGCAACAUUGGGAUAUAUUGCCCCAGAAUAUGGACUGGAUGGAUUGUUCUCAACAAAAAUGUGAUGUCUCUAGUUAUGGGAUCAUGUUGCUGGAAACGUUUACUAGGAGAAAGCCAAUGAGUUUGAGGGUGACCUUAGCAUGAAGCAAUAGGUGAGUUAUUCACUCCGAGAGGAAGUAAUGGACGUUGUAGAUAUCAACUUGGUAACACCAACGGGUAGUCACUUACAGAAGGAGCUAGAUGUUGUGUCUUCAAUCAUGAAAGUUUCAUGAGAUUGUUGUGUUGAAUCUCAGGCAAGAAGGACAAACAUGAAUGUAUUGUAGGGAUGCUGCAGAAAAUCUAGAUUCAAGUAGGGAUGCUGCAGAAAAUCUAGAUUCAACUUCUUGCAUAUUGUAAUCCGAGCUAAAGAUAAAACAAAUGUGACCACUCUUCAAAUGUAAUUGGACCUGAAUCUAGGAAGUUUAUUGGAUAUAGGUGUAAAGGUGAUGUCUUACGAGUCAUAGGGACAUUGAGUAUGAACUAAGGGGAUAAGAAUUCUCAAAAUAAAUUUGAAUUGAAAGGUUCUUUAAUUAUUAAGUUUUCGUACAGUUUCAUACAAAGAUCAAACUUAAAUAAGCAUUUCUCCUAUAAUACUUAAAGUUACGUGACCUAUUACCUAUCAAAUCAAAUAUUUUUGAGUCUUCUUUCCAAAGCCACAAACAUCUCAUAAAUAUGAGUCCCGAAUGAAAAGUUACGUGUGUUUUGCUUAGAAGGGUCAGAAAAGCCUACCAGACGAAAUUUUCUGUUCUUUUCUUAUAUUUUCACAUUCGAGGAGGGUUGAUUUCAUCAUCUCCUUUUCCCAAAACCCCCCCAAUACCUUUUAAAAACUCUUUCUUCAUCAGUUUAAAACAGUUUUUUCAGUCACAACACCUCUCUCCCUUCUCUCAAACUCAAGCUUAAUAAAUCAAAGAGGACUGGCUCAAGAAUCAAUCUUAGUUUCCACCUUCACGAUCACUAAGUUCCUCCGAACAAUUUUUGGCAUGUAUGACUACUCCUUUCAUCUUUGUAUUUGUUCUCCUUUAUUUCAAAUAACACUCAUUCUAAUUCGGUUACAGAAAUUUUCAUGCCCUUGUCAAAGUAUAGAAUACUUUUAGCUUGUUGUUUGGAAAUUCUUGGAUAAACUCUCAAAGUCAUGAAUAUUCCAAAAGGUUUAAUGAAUUUCACUAACCCUUAUAUAUUGAUGAAAGUCUCUUGAAUCUAAAAUACUAUGCAUCUCAUUACAUUUGUGAAAAUCAUGAACCUUGUGGUUACAAUCAAAACUUGAAACCUUCAAUAUUUUUAUAUGAACCAUGAAUCCUAUAAUAUUUUCUUGAAUUAACCCCAAUUUGGACAUUUGAUAAAUGAAGGACUUUUCGUAAUCCCUAAUAAGCUCCUUUCAUUUUCCCACAACCAAAAGGUGUAAAUUCUUAAUUAUUUCUCCAUAGAAUAAUAAUACGAAUUUCCACACUUUUGAUAUGAUAUGAUUCACCCUCAACAAGAAUACUUCAAGUUACUCCAUAAUUCCCCUAAAUGCUAUAAAAGCCGGACAAUGAACCAUGAUAUAAAGUAUGAUGAUGUUUACCUCUAGUGACUCGCCAAACCCAAACAUGUUAUGUUAUGAUAAUAACUCAUGAUUUUAUAACCGAAUAUUAAAAUUCUUGGGAAUGACCCUUACAGUGGCAAAUCUAUGACUUUGUGCCUAAAAAUGGCCAAAUUAUUUAUGUGAGCCGAAAAAGGCUAAACUAUGAACAUGAGCCAAAAAUGGCUAAAUUAUGAAAAUGAAAAUGAACCUAUUAUGAUUAACUCUCAAUAUGAGCCUAAAGUGGCUAUACACAAUUAUAAGCCUAAAGAGGCUAAACCAUGAGCAUGAGCCUAAAAAGGCUAAACUAUGAACAUGAGCGUAACAAGACUAACAAUUCGUUCUCAUAGAUAGAGCCAACCAAAAAGUUAAGAGACUGCACAAAAUAUUAUGAAGAGACCAUUAGUGUGUUUAAUUUCUUCAUUUCGAAACGAUGCACCCUUGUUUAUAUUAAUCGUGUGUUUGACCAUACUGUAAUAUGUACUCUCAGACCCUUUUGAACCUUGUUACUUAUGACAACUUUAAUCGAAAAAGUUUGUAUGUCAAUUCCUGGGUAGUAUUGUUACUUGAGAGAUAGUGUAGUUUGGGGUGUUGUAAGUCAUACGCAGUAGAAUGAAAUCUUGAUCCAGAAAUAAUAAUUCAGAAGUUUAGAGGUCUAAAAGUGCAGAUGGUAAAUUGAUCGAAGCAUGUCGCUGAAAUCAUUUAUCCAUUAACUGAGUGAUGAGAUGAAAUGUCCUUAGGUGUUGAUCAAGGUGUAAAUUUGAUGGAUGCAAGUAGAGCAAGGAUGGAAUGCGAUGGUGUUAGAAGUAUACUUGAACUACGAUGCAAGUUAGGACGACAUGCGAUGGUGUUAAUAAAGAUUAAAUCUAUGCUGUUAACACGAGGAUAGAGUGGUCAGGAAUUGUCAAAUUUACACUACCUCUUGUGUUUUAAACAGAGUACCCCCACUUGUUGUUUUAGAGCUAUGAAUGUAGUUUAGGCAGGUGAUUGAAUAAGUAGUAGCUGUGUGUAAAAAAAAUAUGCGAAUAGAUUGGAACAAGAUAUGCUGUGAGACUAGAUUAAAAAUUUACUAUUUUGUCAUGAGCCCUCAAUGACCUAGCGUUUCUUGAUUAUCUUCAGUGGCAACAAUACUAAUUAGUAUAAGUGGAUGAGUGUUGCCAUCAAAGUUUAGUACUAGACCGUAAAGCUUGACCUUAGAUGAUCGCGAGAAAUAAAUUUGUUAACUUGUGAAAACGGUGAAAUUGUAAGUGUGAUAUAUAUGGCUCUAGAUGAAUGAGAGAGUGAAGGCUAAAACAUUAGAUGAUAAGGAAAUCUUAAGAAUUAUAAGGGAAGUGUGUUGUGCUCCUAGUUUAUUAUUCUUGAUAAGGUGUAAGUUGGAGAGAUUCUAGGUAUGAAUUAUAUGGUCAUCCUACGGUCUGAAUCAGGGGAUUAUAAAUAAGACAGUACAAUGUUUAGUCUCUUGAUAUAUGUUUUAAUUCUAAAAUAUUGGGUGGAUUGAGCCUCAACCUCUAGAGGAGUGGAAGAGACUUCUUUGUCCUUCUUGUUUUGACUUUUGCUCUGACUUCUUCUCAUCUAAGCAUUUGCUUCGGCCUACAAAAGCUCGGACGAGCGUUGAAUAUCAUAAACUCAAAGAAGACCAGGGUCAGCCGACCUAG
Molecule: messenger RNA, 4135 nt
Organism: Capsicum annuum
Lineage: Eukaryota; Viridiplantae; Streptophyta; Magnoliopsida; Solanales; Solanaceae
Product: probable LRR receptor-like serine/threonine-protein kinase At3g47570
Exons: 4
Coding region: 1-948 (315 amino acids)
Biological process (GO): protein phosphorylation
Molecular function (GO): protein kinase activity; ATP binding
Source: RefSeq, a predicted model, not a curated record